GAAAACAACAGCAGCCUAUCUGUACUGUUGUUGCCGACAACAUUUCAUGUCAAAUAAAGAAACAGUAGAUUCCUUAAUGAAUUGGAAUACUUCUUGCCGCCAACAGGACAAAUCUAGUCAGUCCCCCUCCACCCUCCAGGAGUCCCCAGGUCGACCGCCUCCUGGUACUUUACUGCUGGGUCUGGUCGACUGCAGGAAAACACCGGGGCAGAGUGGAACUGAGAGAGGAGAAGUGGAACAUGGAGAUUUGAUUUCAUUAAGGGACAGCCCUAACCAUUGCUCUCUCAGUGGGAGGGGCUUAUCAUCUGGGGAGCCUCAACAACAACAUGAUGCUGACAAGACGUCUCUCCAGAAGAGUCUCUCCAGAUCAGAACGUCUCAAUAAACACCAGCAGAGACUUAUAGGGAAGAAACCCCACCACCGCUGCUCUGACUGUGGGAAGACUUUUGCUCAACUGAGAAAAUGUAUAAUUCACCAACGGAUUCACACUGGAGAGAAGCCUUAUAGCUGUGAUCAAUAUGGGAAGAUCAAUAAAUCAAGAGACCUGACUAUACACCAGCGCAUACACACAGGAGAGAAGCCUUAUUGCUGUGAUCAGUGUGGGAAGAGCUUCAAUCAAUCACGAGACCUGACUAUACACCAGCGGAUACACACAGGAGAGAAGCCUUAUAGCUGUGAUCAGUGUGGGAAGAGCUUCAAUCAAUCAGGACACCUGACUAUACACCAACGCAUACACACAGGAGAGAAGCCUUAUAGCUGUGAUCAGUGUGGAAAGAGCUUCAAUCAAUCAGGACACCUGACUACACACCAACGCAUACACACAGGAGAGAAGCCUUAUAGCUGUGAUUGGUGUGGGAAGAGCUUCAUUUAUUCAGGACAACUGACUAUACACCAACGCAUACACACAGGAGAGAAGCCAUAUAGCUGUGAUCAGUGUGUGAAGAGCUUCAUUCAUUCAGGACACCUGACUACACACCAACGCAUACACACAGGAGAGAAGCCUUAUAGCUGUGAUCAGUGUGGGAAGAGCUUCAAUCAAUCAGGACACCUGACUACACACCAACGCAUACACACAGGAGAGAAGCCUUAUAGCUGUGAUCAGUGUGGGAAGGGCUUCAAUGAUUCAGGACAACUGACUACACACCAACGCAUACACACAGGAGAGAAGCCUUAUAGCUGUGAUCAGUGUGUGAAGAGCUUCAGUCAUUCAGGAUCCCUGACUAAACACAAGCACAUACACAUAGGAGAGAAGCCUUAUAGCUGUAAUCAGUGUGGGAAGAGCUUCAGGAAAUCAGGACACCUGACUACACACCAACGCAUACACACAGGAGAGAAGCCUUAUAGCUGUGAUCAGUGUGGGAAGAGCUUCAGGAAAUCAGGACACCUGACUACACACCAUCGCAUACACACAGGAGAGAAGCCUUAUUGCUGUGAUCAGUGUGGGAAGAGCUUCAGGAAAUCAGGACACCUGACUACACACCAACGCAUACACACAGGAGAGAAGCCUUAUAGCUGUGAUCAUUGUGGGAAGAGCUUCAGGAAAUCAGAACACCUGACUACACACCAACUUUACUGA
Molecule: messenger RNA, 1576 nt
Organism: Coregonus clupeaformis (lake whitefish)
Lineage: Eukaryota; Metazoa; Chordata; Actinopteri; Salmoniformes; Salmonidae
Product: zinc finger protein 501-like
Exons: 4
Coding region: 47-1576 (509 amino acids)
Biological process (GO): negative regulation of transcription by RNA polymerase II
Molecular function (GO): DNA-binding transcription repressor activity, RNA polymerase II-specific
Source: RefSeq, a predicted model, not a curated record